AAAAGAGGGGAGGAGAAGAAAGGAAAGGAGAGGAGCCAGCUGGCAUGAGGAGCGCUGCACGGCUGCAGUCUGAUGUGAAAGACCAUUUCUCAGCCUGCUUAUACUUCAGACCACACAGACCACUCUCCCUCACUGCACACUCUACACAGAGAGAGAGAGAGAGAGAGACAGAGAGGAGAGGACAGAUAGAAAGAGAAAAGGAGAGAGAGAGGAAGGAGAGGAGGAAUAGAAGGGAGAUAGAAAGGAGAUAGUGAGAGGAGAGAGAGGAGGAAGAGGAGGAAGAGAAGGAGAUAGAAAGGAGAGAGUGAGAGGAAAGAGAGGAGGGAGAGAAGGGAGUGAGAGAAGAAGAGCACGCCUUGAAGAGAGUGAGAGUUGUAAUACCCACUUCUCUGUUCUCUCCGUUUAGUUUUGGAAAGCUCUCUCUCACUUGCACUCCAUCCCGCUUCUCUCUACGCAGAGCCUCAUCGCGCUGACAGGAGGAGUUCACCCACGGGUCUCCACAGACAGAACCAACAGUCAGAGUUACAAUGGUCCGGGAGAAUGGAGUAUGAUAUUGAUUUUCAUAAACACUUCGCCUGGCUGAAGAAGGUGAACCCGCGGUCGCCUGCCAGUAAGGAGACCUACCAGGAGCGCUUGUUACGCUUGGAGGGAGACAAGGAGUCCCUCGUCCUACAGGUGAGCGUGCUCACGGACCAGGUGGAAGCUCAAGGCCUGAAGAUCAGUGAUCUAGAGAACUGCUUGGAGGAACACCAGCUCAAACUGAACUCUACUGAAGAGAUGCUGAAACAGGAGCUUCACAGGAGAACCUCCCUGGAGAGCCAGAAACUGGAGCUGCUGGGCCAGGUGUCCUACCUGAACAUCCAGCUGACCAACAUGGAGGGCAGACACGCCCAGGGAGUAGAGAGACAGCACAAAGCUGAGGAUCGCAGGAUCGAGGAACUGACCCUCCUGUUGAGCCAGUGCCGACAGUUUAGAGAGAUCUCCACGUCCAGGCAUGGUAACCACGCCCCGCCUCCGGCCUCGCCCCCUGCUAUCCCCGUGUCCAAUCAGAGGACGCCGUCCAGCAGCAGUGAGGAGGAGGAGCAGGGCGCCAUGACGACGGCUCUGUCCACCGACUCCCCGUCCAGCAGCCUGAAGUCUGAGUCCCAGCUGUCCUCCAGCAGCUCCUCCCCACAGCUGCGUUCCUCGCUCUCCCCUCACAAAGACCCCCGCUCCAAGCCACAGCCCCUGCUUCUCUCCAGCAGCAUGAAACCUGUGAUAGACAGCACCCUAUUGGCUCACGCUUCACCUGAGGUCCAGCAGGGGGAGAGCAGGUGUUCCACCUUGCCUGUGAAGGUGUCACUCACGGAGCACAACGGAGACUGCGAGGCCGGAGACACCAGCGAGGCUGGAGAGACCAGCGAGGCCAGCGAGGCCAGGGAGACUGCAGACAGCCCAGAGGCCAGGGAGACCGGGGAGGCCAGCGACUCUCAGAGCCAGAGAUCUCCAGCGACGAGUGAGGACGGAGACUCCAUCCAGAGAAAGACUGAGAAGACAGGAAGUGUCCCGCCCUCUGACUCCUCCCCCCAGUCCUCAGGGGCGGAGUCAGGUCAGCGGUUGGUGGGCUCUCCGGAACACCUGAAGAACAACAGGAGCAUCAGGAAGCUGUGGGGGAAGCUGAGGAGGACCCAGUCUGGGGGGCUCCAGUCUGGGGGGCUCCAGUCUGGGGGGCUCCAGUCUGGGGGGCUCCAGUCAGUGGACCAGGACCAGAGCCAGUUCAGGAGGGGGGGUCUGCGGGCCACGGCAGGGCCCAGGCUGACGAGGAGCCCAGGUUCUGCCAGCGCAGUACGUGAUGUCAACACUCCGUUCUGCCAGUGGAGCCGGGAUCAGGUGUGCGGCUGGCUGGAGGACUGUGGCCUGGGGCAGUACGUCAACCUGACCAGGCAGUGGGUGGAGAACGGCCAGACACUGCUGUCUGCGACGCCCCAGGACUUUGAGAAGGACAUGGGAAUGAAGCACGCCCUCCACAGGAAGAAGCUGCAGCUGGCUCUGACCUCCCUCAGCAGCAACGUGGUGGAGAAGUCCUCCGAGCUGGACCACAUCUGGGUCACACGCUGGUUGGAUGACAUUGGGCUCCCUCAGUACAAAGACCAGUUCCACGAGGGCAGAGUGGAUGGAAGGAUGAUCCAGUAUCUCACUGUGAACGACCUCUUGACCCUGAAGGUCACUAGCCAGCUCCACCACCUCAGCAUCAAGUGUGCCAUCCACGUCCUCCACGUCAACAAGUUCAACCCCCACUGCCUCCGCCGCAGGCCUGGGGAGGAGAAGCAGCCCCCUCCCUCGGAGGUGGUGCAGUGGUCCAACCACCGGGUGAUGGAGUGGCUGCGGGCGGUGGAGCUGGCGGAGUAUGCCCCCAACCUGAGGGGCAGCGGGGUGCACGGGGGGCUCAUCAUUCUGGAGCCUCGGUUCAGCUCAGAGACCCUGGCCCUGCUCCUCAACAUCCCUCCUCAGAAGACGCUGCUCCGCCGCCACCUGGCCUCCGCCUUCUCCCUCCUGGUGGGGCCGCAGGCCUCCCUGGAGAAGAGGGAGUACGCCAACGCCACCGGCCACGUGCCCCUCACCACCACCGCCAAAGUCAAGCCCAAGAAGCUGGGCUUCAACCACUUCAGCCACCUGAGGAAGAGGAGACCUGACGAGACGGAGGACUACAUCUGUCCCAUAGACACGGGAGCACUUGUUGUCCCUAACGGGGUCUCCCCACGGCCAUACGCAGGCCUCCGGGGCCUCAACCCCAUUCUGGACCGAGACACAGAUGCGAUGCAGGAGCAGUGUAGAGAAACGACUCUUUGACCAUCAUCAUCACCACCACCACCAGAUCAAAGAGAUGUUGCAAUGGUUAUGGAGGUCCGAGAAAUCAAUCCAUUAUCCGCACUCCUCAUCCAGACUCCAAAUGGACAAGCUUUCAGACUGAUCCAGAACUGACCUCUCGUUGGUGGAAAAUUAAACUUGUUUAAACCCA
Osmerus eperlanus (European smelt) is the source of this 2998-nucleotide messenger RNA. It is a transcript of the gene ppfibp2a, whose product is annotated as PPFIA binding protein 2a. Gene Ontology annotation, biological process: neuromuscular junction development. The transcript is spliced from 21 exons. Gene Ontology annotation, cellular component: presynaptic active zone. Bases 541 to 2829 code for a protein of 762 amino acids. Lineage: Eukaryota; Metazoa; Chordata; Actinopteri; Osmeriformes; Osmeridae. Gene Ontology annotation, molecular function: protein binding. The record is from RefSeq and is a predicted model, not a curated record.